Messenger RNA from Bombyx mori (domestic silkworm), 2126 nucleotides. Its product is annotated as low molecular mass 30 kDa lipoprotein 21G1-like. The record is from RefSeq and is a predicted model, not a curated record. Gene Ontology annotation, cellular component: extracellular region. The coding region runs from base 522 to 1292 and encodes 256 amino acids. NCBI's taxonomy places the organism in Eukaryota, Metazoa, Arthropoda, Insecta, Lepidoptera, Bombycidae. The transcript has 2 exons.
GGACUUUUUGGCGGGAACGCGAGGAGUGAAGUUGUGUGAUUUGUUUUAUUUUGUCUAUUUGGUGUUUCUUCGGGUUUAAAUGUGUAAUAAUGGUGGUUUAUUAACCGUUUAAUAUCUGUGAAAGUGCACAAAUGUGGGAAAACUAAAUAAAGUCGCUGGACGUAACUUCUCGGGAUCCUCCAAAAAGUCCACUGAAAAAAUCUUAGUAAAUGACCACCAUUUUACUGAGAUUAGAUUUCAUCUCAUAUCAUCUCAUUUGAUUUCAUCCCAGUUGAUUAAUGUCUCAAAUUAAUCAUUUUCAUUUCAUUUCACUCCAUAAUAUCAUUUUUCAUAAAAUUAAGAAUAUACAUUAAAAUAAGACAUGACUUAAAGGUCUCAGUAACCAGGUCAUAAAAUCUCUUAUAAAAAUAUAUAAUUAAAAUGAUACCUACAGACUUUACAGACAGAACAGAUAGAAUUACUCAUCGCUUGUGUUGUGGACGUCGUGGAUGCAAGAGCUCAAAACGUAAGCUGAAUUCUAAAUGAAAUUGAAGAUUUUAACAACUCUGUCGGUUAUAAUUGCGACAUUUUUCAAUAUGUCGGUUGAAGCAAGUGAUUCUGGCAAAUCCGACCGAAAACUAUACAAUUCAGUAAUUACCGCUGACUACGAUGAUGCAACCAAAAGAUGCGAGCAACUUCAAUCCGAACCGGAUGGUUCGUACAUCAUAAAGAACACAGUUACCGAGCUGCUUAACAAUGCCGAAUCUAACACAAUUAAUUUCUCUUACAAACUAUGGACCACUGGGCACCAAAAUAUAGUUCAAAGUUGUUUCCCAUUAGAGUUCAGACUGAUACUAGACGAUAAGAAGGACUGUAAAAUUAUUAACAAGCAUGACGAUCUGUACAUGACUCUGAGCAAGGAUCUAGACCAAAAUGGUGAUAGAGACGCAUAUGGCGACGAGGACGACCAUAAGAACAGUUGGAAGUUUAUGUCCUCGUGGGAAUCGAACAGAGUUUAUUUCAAAAUCUUUAACCCGAAAUACAAUCAACGUUUGAAAAUGGGUGAUCCUGUGAAGGACGAUGAGCGUAAAGUGUUCUCAUCUGACGAUGCUACAGACAGCACAAGUCAAUGGUACCUGCAGGCGAUGAAUCACAAAGGCGACCUUUUAUUUUUCAUAUUCAAUCGCAGAUACUCGCAGGCCCUGAAGAUCGGUAAGGACGUUGUGAACAACGAGGAUUUCAGGAUAUAUGGCGAGAGCGAAGAUGCUGCCGAGAAGCCACAUUAUUUCGGUUGGUUAAUUGAGCCAAUGUAAUAAUAACACAUCUAGUGUUCAUUAAUCACUAACAGCCCAAAAUAUUGUUUAAUUUUAUAUAUUACACUUGCUAUUCUGUUCAAUAUUGAUUUAAUGGAUUGGGCAAAAGCUCCCCAAUAGCUAUCAAACGAAAGAGAUUCGGUCUUUAAAGGAGCAUGAUGAAGGAGAAUAGUGAUCAAUUGUUUUGGACAUAGUCCAUUUAGUUAAGUAAUAAGCGUGUUUAAAACUUUAACCAUCGAUGGUCGGUGAGGUCCAAAAUUCGAUUAAUGAGCUAUUGGUCUAUAACGUUUUAAAUGUUCACAUAGAUGCCCGCCUGUGAACAAAAUUGAACAGAAAAUAAUUAUUUCACAUUUAUGCUUACAGAAGAAAAAAAAAUGUUUUUAUUAAUUUAUAUAUAUAAAUAAAUUUUAACAACUCAAAUAAAAUUGGCAUUUGUAAACAGUGUAUCAAAAAAAAAAUAGUUUGUAAGAUGAUUAUAUUAAAGAAAAACAAGCUUUUUGUAUUUAUAUUAAUUGUGAAACAGAACUAAAAAUUAAAAUAAAUAUAUUUUAACACGACCAAAAAAAUUGGCAUUAGUAAACAGUGUAUCAAUAAAUAAUAGUUUUUAAGAUGAUUAUUUUAAGGAAAAAGAUGCUUUUUGUAUUUAUAUUAAUUGUGAAACAGAACUAAAAAUUAAAAUAAAUAAAUUUUAACACUACCAAAAAAAUUUGCAUUAGUAAACAGUGUAUCAAUAAAUAAUAGUUUGUAAGAUGAUUAUAUUAAGGAAAAAGAUGAUUUUUGUGUUUAUAUUAAUUGUGAAACAGAGAACUAAAAAUUAAAUUUUUUAUUUUACUU